CAGGUGAAAAGUUUCAAUGCGGCGGCGAUAGAGAGCAGUGGUUUGCUCACUGUGUUAACAGCCGGAAGUACAGGCAGCUGGAUUAGCACGAGCCUCCACCAUGGAGCUAAAACAGUGUCCCUCGCGACUCAAACGUUUGGGUGUUAACCCCCCACAGAGGCGGGGUGACCUUUCUUUAAAUCCAAAAAGAGUUUGCAGCUUUGUGACAACGACCGUUCCUCCAAACAUGUCGGGCUUUUCAGCUGUCAACAAAUCACCGUGUGUCCGCUGCGUCGUCUUUCCACCUUUGAGGAACUUUGACAAAGCGCUUUGGAGAGAGCGGCGAGCAGGAUGGAGGAUUAGGAAUAUUUCUACAGUGACACAGAUGCCCACAAGAGAGCUGAGUACCUCUGUCAAAGCCGCCCAGUAUCUGAAACCUGAUGUACCAAAGUCUGACAGUGGGAAGCUGUUUUUUGAUACCCAUGCAGUUGUGCGGAUUUUUGAGGAAAAUGGCUUCACGACUCUGCAAGCUGAGGUGAUGGUUGAAGUGCUGGCGAGGAUGACAAACUCCAACAUGAACGUCAUCUAUAAUGACAUGGUAACCAAGGUGCAGCAGGAGAUCAUGUUGCAGCGCUUGAUGUCUCAAAUAGCAUCGGUAAAGAAGGACAUGGUAAUCCUUGAGAAGAGCGAGUUCACUGCUUUACUGGCAGAGAAUGAUAAACUCAAGAUCCAGCUAUGUCAGAUCAUGGUCACACUGAUUGAUGCCAUGAAUAAAGUUCGCUCUGACACUGUCAUGGACAUGAAUUUGGAGAAAAGUCGUGCAAAAGAAUUAAAAGUGGGACAUGAUAAGAUGCUUCUGGAAAGGCGGGCUGAAAUUCUGGAAAUGACUGCAGACCAAGAUCGUCAUUUAAGUCAGACCAACAUGAAAAUAGAAACCGAAGUGGCUGGUUUGAAAACCAUGUUAGAAUCUCACAAGCUGGACACUAUAAAAUACCUUGCAGGUUCAGUCUUCACCUGUCUCACGGUGGUGUUGGGUUUCUAUCGUAUUUGGAUGUAAACAGGACUAUGAUUAUGAGUUUAAACUUUCAAAUUCACUGAAUCUAACAAUAAUUAGAUACCAAAUUAGUUUUAUGUCCGAUGGUUAGCAUACAUUGUUGCAUUGUUAUCUCAGAAGUAGAAUCUAUGAAAUACAGGCUCUGCCAAUAUAUCACUUGUGGAAGUUUUUGAAAUGGUUAAAUAUAGACUCUUUCAUUAUUUUAUACCCUCAGAAAGGAUAACUGUACCAUGGUUAUUUUGGGGCUGCCAGAAUGUAUCUAACAAAUAUAAUUAAAAUGUUUAAGGAGUCCACAA
This is a messenger RNA of Pungitius pungitius (ninespine stickleback), 1329 nucleotides long. It is a transcript of the gene mcur1, whose product is annotated as mitochondrial calcium uniporter regulator 1. The record is from RefSeq and is a predicted model, not a curated record. Gene Ontology annotation, cellular component: mitochondrion; mitochondrial inner membrane. The transcript is spliced from 9 exons. NCBI's taxonomy places the organism in Eukaryota, Metazoa, Chordata, Actinopteri, Perciformes, Gasterosteidae. The coding region runs from base 101 to 1036 and encodes 311 amino acids. Gene Ontology annotation, biological process: calcium import into the mitochondrion; positive regulation of mitochondrial calcium ion concentration.